AUGGAUAAUUAAUUUAAAAAUUAUACGAAAACACUAUCAAUUUAAGUUUUUUAUUUUAAACAUAAAAAAAAAGAAAAAAAAACUAAAAAUAAUAUUCAUAAAAAUAAAAAAGAUUAGAAUUUGUUUAAAAUAUUAGACUCAUUAAAAUACUUUGAUAUAAUAUUUUUAAUAAAACUAUCAAAAGAAGUAUAUUAAAUUUCCAUAAUAGUCACCAUAGCAUAUAUAAUAAUAAUGAACCUAUUAUAUACUAUAUGCUUGAUUCACAAAUAUUUUAAUGUAAAAGCGAAACCCAGAAAAUUCUUUUUUGGAAGAUGGUUUUCAUAUUUUUAAUCGUUUUAUUAAUUCCUGUUUUUCUAUCCUUUUAUAGUAAUAUUAAUGUCCUAUGUAUUUUGCAAUUAAGAAAUAUUUACAUAAAUAGAUAUGACAUGUGAUUAUAAUGAUAGUUUUUACAUUAUUACUUUCACUUUUACAAUUUUGGCUUUAUUUUCGGCUAUUUUAAAUGAAUGUUGGCUGGCUUUAUUUUACCAAAACAUGAAAUAAUAUAAAAAAGAUUAAUUAAGUAUUGAUAAAUAUCCAUAAUUUUAAUUAUAUUUUAGUGUUUUGAAAAUUAUUAUAGGAUUUUUUCGUUCUAUAUCAAUUUAAAAUAGCUAUUAUUUUCUACUUUUUUAAAUUAUUUUGUAAAUAAUAGUAUCUUCAUUUAUUUACUAUGAAUUAAGUUUUAAACUUGGAUUUUAUAAUUUAGGAAAUUAAAAUAUUAAGAUUAUUUUUUUCUAUUCUUAUACAAUACUAUACUCUACUUUUCUUUCUUAAUUUACAGACGAAAUAUAAAGAAAAUCGGAAAUAUUCGGACAAGGGACUGAAUUAUUUUUAUACUUAACAAUUUUCUAUAGUAUAAUAUUAAUUACUUUAAGUGAAAAAAUCCGCGAUUUUCACCAUAAAUCUCUUUUGUUAAAUAAAAGUACAAAUUUAUUUCUCUAAAAAGAAUAUUCUUAAAAAAAUUUUCUUUUAUAAAUUUAAAUUUUAUAAGAUUUAACACAUGAAAAUAUUCAAUAAAAUGAUACCAUUUUUAAAGGUUUAAUAAAUUCUCAUUUAAAUAAUCCUUGUGAGGAUUUCUAUGAGCAAGAAUUUAAAUGUUUUUGUAAAUUAAAAUCACUCUAUGACCCUAAAAAACAUAAAGAUGUAAAAAUUGAAAAAGUCUAUAAUAAAUAAAACAGCUCUAUUUUUACAAAAUUCAUUAUAAAACGUUGGUUUGAACUUUAUUUAUUAAAAAACAGAUAUUAAUAGUAUCAUUUUUACAUAUAUUAUGCUGAAUUUCUCUAUUUUAAAUUCAAAAACAUUGCUUUGGCUUUAAAAAAUUUAUGUCUAAUUUAGGAGAAAUACUUAAACCCUUUAGAAAGUUUCCAUUUAUUUUAAUUAAAGCAUAUAAUAAUAAAAUAAAAUAGGAGUUUAAAUAGAUAAAGUUAUUAGUAAAAUCUAGAAUCUUAAAGUGUUAUACCUGUAGAAACAUAAAUGGUAGAAAUAUAAAAAAGAAUAAAAUUUAUUUUAAAAAACAAUGUAUAAUUUUGGGCUUAUUUAGCAAAAAAUACCAUUGAUCUAUAUGAAAUAAACAAGAAAAUUAAAUAAUCAUUUCAUUAAAUCAAAUAAUUAAAAUAAAUCUGGCAAAAGCAAAUGCAAUAUCUAUAUUAUAGAAAAAAAUGGGUAUUUUACUAUGCCUGGUAUUAAUUAUUUAUUUUAAACAAAAAAGUUAAGCUUUUUAUUCUCGAAAAAUUCUAGUCUACAAAAAUAAACGAAAAUGAUAUUUUUUCAGAAGAACUCUAAAAUGACGAUAUUUUUCUAGAAAAAUAUGAUAUAGAGUCCGUAGAUUCGAAUUUAAGACCAGAAAAUUAUGAUAUAAUAUAAAUUAAAAAGCCUUAAAUGGUAUUUGAUAUGAAUAGUGUAGUUUUACAUGUAGAUAAUGAUUUUAAAUGUAAUAUUUUGAAAACCAAUAGGGCUCUUUUUCACACUUUUGGUUAUUUAUCUAAUGAAGUGGAAAAUAAAGUUGGUUUAGAUAAAUUUAUGCCGAGAAUAUUUGGAAAAAUACACGAAUAAUAAAUGAAAGAAUUUACACUAUCCGGAAAAAGUAAAUGCUUAUAUUCUUAAAGGAAAGUCUUUUGCAUGAAUAAAUAAGGCGAUAUUUUUUAAAGCUAUAAAUAUGUUAAGUAGUUUGUUACUUUAUAAGGAAAUUGUGAAUAUAUUGCACUUAUUAGACCUAUUAAAAGUCCAUAAGGACUUAAAUAAUUAUUUCUUAUUUUAAAUGAAAAUUGGGAAAUCGAUUGUAUGUCCGAUAUUAUUUAUUAGGCUUUAGGAAUAAAUCCUUUAACUUAUUAAAAUGAAAAAAGUAAAUAAAUAUUAAAUUUUUUAUUAGUAAGUCCUUCUCUUUUAUAAUAUACUAAAUACAUUUAAUAUACAACUAACAUCGAUUAAUAUUUAUUCUAAAAAAUAAAUGAAGAAACAGGCGAUAAUUCUCAAAAAUAAGAAGAAAAUUCAGAAAAUGUAUUAUCUCCUUAAAGUUGUUACUAAAAAUAAGAACAAAUAUAAAAAUAUUCAUUAUUUUAAACUAACAGUAUCAGAUAAUAAUCUUAUUUUAAAAAUGAAUUAAGUCCGCACUCAAGUCAUAUAUAAAUACAAUAAAAAUUUUUUUAAGCUUAAUAAACUCCUUAUAAUAUUUCUAUACAAAUUCCUCAAGAAAUACCUUCAUAAAUGAAUUAUGAAAAAAACAAAAUUUAAAUAAAUAUAAAAGAAAAUAAUAAUAUAAUAUAUGAAUAAGAAGAAAAUGAAUAAUUAAAUGAACAUAAAAAUUUUUAAAUGGCUGGAAGAAUAAAGAAAUUAUUGAAUAUUAAAAUUCAUAAAUCAAGACGACAAACAAUACAAUAAGAACUAAAUGAUUUAUCGAAGUCAUAUUCUUUAAAUUCUCACGACAAUACUCCUUUAAUUUACAGAUAAUAGAAAAUUAAAAAAGAAAAUUAUCUUUUUUUUAAUGAUAAAUUAGAUAAAGGUGAAGAUGUUGAUUUUGAUAUUAUUAUUCCGGAUAAUUUAAAUUAAAUGAUGCUAAAUUAUUUCAAUUAAAUUUAAAAAAUAUAGAUAACAUAAAUAGAUGAUGUGGAUAAAUAAAUAUACGAAAUAAUAAAAUAAAUAAUAUCUAAUAAUAAUAAUAAUAUUAAAACAAUUAAUACAAAAAAUUAUAAAUGUAAUUGUACAUUAAAAAUGAUAUAAUAUAAUAAAUAAAAAGUUAUAAUAAUUAAAUUAAACAAAUUCGAAAAACAAUUAAAAAAAAAAAUAAAAUUAUUUAAGAAUUAUGUAAAAGAAAAUUCUAUAUAAAAAUGUGCUUUUAAAAUUAAAAAAAAAAAUGAUGCAUUAUAAAAAGAUUUAUUAUUUAUUUAAAAUUAGCCUAAUUAAAAUUCUAAUUCUAAUUCUAAUUCUAAUUCUUUAAAUUUAUUUGACUCAAAUUAAAACAAAGAAAACAUUUUAAUUUUUAAUAAAACCCGUGGAUAUUAAACUCAUUUUGAUAAUCAUGAAAAUAAUAACAGUUUAACAUCAGUUUCUUCCGCACGUUUAUUCUAAAAAGAUUUCUAAAAUCGUCAAGGUUCAAUGAAUUUCAAUUUAAAUCAUACUGAGAAUAUAUAUAUAAAAGAGGACAAUCAUAAAUCAAAUAAAAAGAUAAUAAUAAUUUAAUCAUUUGCAAUUUUCGUUAGAAUUUUUUUUAUUUUUUUAAUAUUUAUGAAUAUUUUUACAUUUUUCUAUGGUCCUUAUUAGUAAUUUAGUAACCUUCACUUGAACGCGGAGGGUAUUUUUUAAUCAAAGAAAGUUACUUUGACAAUAUUAUAAUCAUACAAUACAAUAUUAGACCUAUUAUUAUUAAACACGGAUACUUUUUAAUUUCAAAACAAUAAAUAUUGGACAAAAACUACAUAUUAAAAUAUGAAAAUUGACCAACUAAAAGUGUACUAUGAUUAUUUCAAACAAAUACUUUAUAAUGAGUAAUUUUCCCAUAACUUAUACAAUUAAGAUACAACUCCAUUCUCUUUUAUAAAACUACCCAUAGGAAAUACCUAAUAUACAUAUACUUUAGAUAGCUUUGAUUUUAUGGCUGGAUUAAUUUAUAAUAUAUAGACUGUUUGUUUACAAAAAGACAUAACAAUUCUUAAAAUAAAUCAAUAAGAAAUCGCCUUUAUUCGGUAAAAUAUAUUCCCUUUUAUAUAUAAUUAACUUCAGAGUUAAUAAGAAAAUUUAAUAAAUGACGUUAAUUUAACUUCUAAAAAAAUAAAUGAAUUACUAAUUCUAGUUAUAAUAAUUUAAUCAAUUUUAACUUUAAUUUCUUUUCUAGUAUUAUUUCGAUAUAUAAUGAUUGUUUGUAAUACCUUCCAGUCUAUAUUAGAAGUCCUUCCCAAAAUAGACUCUAUAGAUAUACUAAAAAUCAAAAAUUACAGUCUAAACCUUUUGAGCAAUUUCAAAUAUAUCACAAACAAAGACGAUUUACUCUCUGGAACGAUUUUUAAUUCCAAGAUAAAUUUUUAGAAAAGAAAAUCAUUUAAGUUAUAAAAAACUUGCUUUAUGGAUAAUUAUGAAGUACCUAUAGUUAUCUAAACUGGAGCGGCUAAAAAAUAAAAAGAAAUUAACUAUGGUAAAUUCCUUAGAAGUACAAGAAUAUAAACUACUCUAUAUUAUACUUUAUUCAUAUUUUCAAUUACGGCUAUUUGUUCUUAUUUUUUAUUUAGCAUUAUUAGUAGUUCGAAUACUCUUUUUGAUAUUUUGGAUAAUGGAAUGCUCUUUAUGAAAAAUUUUGAUUAAAAUAUAAUUAUAAUGUCAGCUAUAAAAGAAAAAAUUUUAGAUAAAAAUAGAUAUGUGGAAUAUCUUUUACCUAAAAUUAAUAGUAAUAUUUAGGAAUUUCUAAAUAAAAAUUAAAUUCCUUAUUCAUAAUAAAUAAAUGAUUGUUAAUUCGAUGAAUUCUUUUAAAAUAUUUAUUAUAAAAACCCUUGUAUAUUAUAUGGAGACUUAAUUCCUAAUUAUUAAUAAGAAUGCGAAAAUGUCGCAUAGUAAUCAUUUAUGAAAGGAGUUUCGACUUUUAAUGCAUUUUAUCAAAAUACUGUUGGAGAUUUUGUAAAUAAUAAAAAAGAUUCGAUUCUAAGCAAUUAAACUAUACUGGAUUAUGAUAGAGGAGUGUUUUUUUAUGAUGUGUUUAUUAUUUAUUUAAUUGAAAUUUGGGGAUAAGAUAUGAAGAAUUAUUUAAAUAAAAAAAUAUUAUUUUUGUCUAUUUUUUUAGGUGUGAUUGUUUUCUUGAUAAUUUUGGCACAUAUAGUUAUCAAUGAAAAACUACUAAUUGGUAAUCUUUAAAAAGAAUAUGCUUAUUUUAGAUGUAUUUAUAAAAUGUAUAUGCCUGAUGAAAUUAUAUUAAAAGAAAAAAGAAUAAAAUUUUGGUUAGUAAAACAUUAUGUACUAAAUAAAUGA
Messenger RNA from Ichthyophthirius multifiliis, 5484 nucleotides. RefSeq lists its product as hypothetical. Lineage: Eukaryota; Ciliophora; Oligohymenophorea; Hymenostomatida. The transcript is spliced from 4 exons. The record is from RefSeq and is a predicted model, not a curated record.